AUGAUCUUGAACACCCGCAGCGAAAACAACCUUGUUGGCGUUCACCCCCAACUGGUGAAGGUGGUCCGACGCGCAGCAGAGAAAUGCACCGAUGAGCAUGGCUUUGUCGUGACGGAGGGCGUCCGCACGCUGGCAAAGCAGAAGGAAUACUUCGCCGCCGGCAAGUCACAGACUAUGCGGACUCGACACCUUACCGGCCAUGCCGUGGACCUGGCCGUGUGGGAGGACCGCGACCUCGACAAGGUUGUGGAUGCCGAUGAAAUCUCAUGGAAGUUUCCUGCCUACAAAGCACUGGCCGACCUGAUGAAGGAAGCGGCUGCAGAGCUUGGCAUCCCGCUUGAAUGGGGCGGCGACUGGGUCAGCUUCAAGGACGGUCCGCAUUUUCAACUUCCAUGGACGGCCUACCCAUGA
This is a messenger RNA of Ostertagia ostertagi, 411 nucleotides long. The record is from the annotation of a GenBank genome assembly. Lineage: Eukaryota; Metazoa; Nematoda; Chromadorea; Rhabditida; Trichostrongylidae.